CCUAGGUACAUGGCUUGUCUGAAUCUGUAAUGCUUUUAGGAAGCAAGAGCAGGGGCUGAAGGCUUAUUCCGGACAGUUGUUGUUAAGAAGAUGGUUGGAGAAGGUACAUCUGCCUUUCUUCCAGGUGAACAGCCCAAGCCGUCCAGCAUGCUAGUCUUCAUUUUCCUGGCCAUGGGGCUGUGCUUAGAAAAUGAAUCCACUUCCCAAACCACUGACUGCACAUAUUUGAGAGACCAAUGCCUAAGUGAUGUGAAUGGAUGUAAACAUGCCUGGAGAAUAAUGGAAGACGCCUGCAGUGUUUCAGGUGACCCCUGCAGGAUGAAGAAUUCAUUGAGCUGUAACCUGGGCAUCCAAUCCUUAGUGGAAACCAGUUUACAAUUUAAAGAUUGUCUCUGUACUGAUGACUUCUAUUGCACUGUUAACAAACUGCUUGGAACAAAAUGCAUCAAUGAAUCAGAAGAAUCAGCACUAUCCUCAGAUUUGGCAUCACAAUUAAAUACCACAAAAUGGCUCCAUCAGAAAGAUACAUCGCUAAUGGUUGAAAGAAUGAGUGACUGUGCCAUAGCAGCAAAAAUCUGCCAGGAAUCUGAGCAUUGCAGUUUUUUAUAUGAGAAUUUUAAGAAAAUCUGCGGGAGGGAAUCAGAACAAUGUAAGACCCUUGAUGGAAGCCACCUGUGUGCCGCAUUAACAGAAAGCAUGAAAGAAACAAUCUUAUGGACUUGUCAGUGUAAUGACCCUUCAAAAGUAGAGUGCAUUGAAAUUUGGAAGAGUUUGUUUGAAGACAAAUGUAUGCAGGAUGCUCAAAUUAAUCAAGUUCCAGCCUUCAGUGAAGACGAUGAAGAUGGAUUCAGCCAGGCCAUUGUUUCCGGAACGAAAGGGAUCCGGUCCUGUUUGGAAGUGGCAGAGAUGUGUGUAGGGGAUGCGGUCUGUAAUGCACAGUUGGCCCUGUACCUUAAAGCUUGCUCAGCAAAUGGAAAUCUGUGUGAUGUGAAACACUGCCAAGCAGCCAUACGGUUCUUCUAUCAAAAUAUGCCUUUUAAUAUUGCCCAGAUGUUGGCUUUCUGUGACUGUGCUCCAUCUGAUAUACCUUGUCAGCAGUCCAAAGAAGCUCUUCACAGCAAGCCAUGUGCAGUGAACAUAGUUCCACCCCCUACUUGCCUCAAUGUAAUUCGCAGCUGCCGAAAUGAUGAAUUAUGCAGGAGGCGCUACAGGACAUUUCAGUCAAAAUGCUGGCAGCCUGUGACUAGAAAGUGCCAUGAAGAUGAGACUUGCAUCAGUACCUUGGGCAAGCAGGACCUCAUUUGCUCAGGAAGCGAUGACUGCAAAGCAGCUUACAUGGGCACCCUUGGGACGGUGCUUCAAGUGCAGUGCACCUGUAGGACCAUGUCACAAAGUGAAGAAUCUCUGUGCAAGAUUUUCCAGCAUAUGCUUCACAGAAGAUCAUGUUUCAAUUAUUCAGCUCUGUCCAAUGUCAAAGGCAUUGCAUUGCAAAAAAGAAAACAACCAAAGGAAAAAACUCUAAAUGGAUUUCAUUCCCCCUUCAACGGAGAAGUGAUUUAUGCCGUCAUGUGCAUGACAGUCACCUGUGGAAUCCUUCUCGUGGUUUUGUUCAAGCUGAGAACCUUCAGAAUAUCAACUCAAACCAGAGAUCGAUCACCAAGCCAAAUACCCGGAGGACUCAUGGUUCAUUAAGAAUCUUGGAUCAUUAACAAUCACUUCCUUUCAAGCAGGUCUUUCUAGCCAGUCAACAGAAUAUCCUGUUCGUCAUCAAUAAAGAAAAUGUUAAGAAGGGCUUAAUGAUAUUGUAUCAUUAAGGAUAAUAAUGUAAGGUAUAAUAAUAUGACAGGUGUUCGAUUUAUUUUUUCUUUAUAAGUUAUUAACUAUAAAUAAACAGUGAUAUCUUUUAUGAGACCAAUACAGAAUUACAGAAUUGCCCUUGAAGGCAAAAAGUGUUAUCUUAAAUUACAGUCUACAUGAUUUAUUGCAUGAUAAAAUUUGAAUCUAUAAAAUGGUAAUUAGCUACGUCAUAAUAUGACAUGGUUAGCAGGGUUUUUUUCUGAUCAAUUUAAAAAAUUCCCAUUAACUUGCCUAAAGAAAAAUGCUAAUAAAAUACCUAGUUCGGCCCUGACCAGUUUGGCUUUGUGGAUAGAGUGUCGGCCUGCAGACUGAAGGGUCCCAGGUUUGAUUCCGGUCAAGGGCAUGUACCUUGGUUGCGGGCACAUCCCCAGUAGGGAGUGUGCAAGAGGCAGUUGAAUCAAUGUUUCUCUCUCAUCAAUGUUUCUAACUCUCUAUCACUCUCCUUCUCCCUUCCUCUCUGUAAAAAAUCAAUAAAAUAUAUUUAAAAAAAUACUUAGUAUGUUUUUAUUUGUAUAUCUUACAUAUAGAUUAGAUAAAUUAUUAGCAUUGACUUUAAAUUCCUAAGCAUAUUCAUUUAGAUGACUAGUCUUAAAAAUUGCAAGUGGUAUCUUUGGUUUUUUUAAAUUUAAUACUGUUGAACUUUACUUUUUAACUUGAUGUCUGUAUUUUUUAUUCAUAAAGCUAUAAAGCAACUAAUUGGUUGAAACAUCUGUGCAUCUUAACAAUAAUAUCUUUUAUUUAUUUAUGAAUUUAAUUUUUCUAUGCUAAUUAUGAACUUCUGCAAUAACAAGGUAACAUGAUUCUUGUUACUUUAUUGUUUCCAAAUUGUGACUUUUGGCUUGGUUUGACAUCAGAGUAUAAUUGUGAUAAAAAAAAAAAUUAUGGAAAAGUUGUUUAUUAAGUUUUUGAUGCAUGUAUGUUUUCAAAGUGCAAUCAUAUUUGGAUCCAUUGAUAAGAAUAAAUGAGGUAUUGUGUUUUUUUAUCAACAGAGGCGCAGAUAUUCAAUAACCCAUGCAUACAAAUAAUUAGUAACAUUCUGUAUUUAUA
Myotis daubentonii (Daubenton's bat) is the source of this 2904-nucleotide messenger RNA. RefSeq names its product GDNF family receptor alpha like (gene GFRAL). The record is from RefSeq and is a predicted model, not a curated record. Gene Ontology annotation, cellular component: signaling receptor complex; external side of plasma membrane. Lineage: Eukaryota; Metazoa; Chordata; Mammalia; Chiroptera; Vespertilionidae. Gene Ontology annotation, molecular function: signaling receptor activity. Gene Ontology annotation, biological process: nervous system development.